GAUGUCGCAAGCAGGUUCCAGUCCCUGUGCCUCCCAUUCCCGCUCCCAGGAGCCCGCCCAGCCUCAGGAACUUCCCCUAGCCCUCCGGCCUUGACUACUUAAGGGACCUGGAUCCACCCCACAGCUGGGACAGUCCCGGCGCCCUGCACUGGGGAUCUAGGAUGGGGGCCUUGGCCAGGGCCCUGCUGUCCAUUCUGCUGGCAUUGCUGCUCACGUUCACCCCAGAGGCUCUGGGUGCCAACCCCGGCCUGGUAGCCAGGAUCACCAACAAGGGCCUGGAAUACGCGGCCCAGGAGGGGCGAUUGGCUCUGCAGAGUGAGCUGCUCAAGAUCACGCUGCCUGACUUCACCGGGGACGUCAGGAUCCCCCACAUCGGCCGUGGACACUAUGAGUUCCACAGCUUGAACAUCCACAGCUGCGAGCUGCUUCGCUCUGCGAUGAGGCCCGUCCCUGGCCAGGGCCUGAGUCUCAGCAUCUCCGACUCCUCUAUCAGGGUCCAGGGCAGGUGGAAGGUGCGCAAGUCAUUCUUGAAACUACAAGGCUCCUUUGAUGUGAGUGUUAAGGGCAUCAGCAUUUCCGUCAACCUCCUAUUGGGCAGCGAGCCCUCAGGGAGGCCCACAGUUACUGCCUCCAGAUGUAGCAGCAACAUCGGCGACGUGGAGGUGGACAUGUCAGGAGACUUGGGGUGGCUGUUGAAUCUCUUCCACAACCAGAUCGAGUCCAGGUUCCAGAAGGUAUUGGAGAGCAAGAUCUGUGAAAUGAUCCAGAAAUCAGUGUCCUCCAAUCUACAGCCUUAUCUCCAAACUCUGCCAGUCACAAAAGAGAUUGACAGUUUCGCCGGCAUUGAUUACAGCUUAGUGGAAGCCCCUCGAGCAACAGCCCAGAUGCUGGAGGUGAUGUUUAAGGGUGAAAUCUUCCAUCGUAACCACCGUUCCCCAGUUACCCUCCUUGCUCCCGUUAUGAGCCUUCCUGAGGAACACGACAAAAUGGUCUACUUCGCUGUCUCGGAUUAUGUCUUCAACACAGCCAGCCUGGUUUACCACCAGGAAGGGCAUCUGAACUUCUCCAUCACAGAUGACAUGAUACCGCCCGACUCUAAUAUCCGACUGACCACCAAGUCCUUCCGACCCUUCGUCCCACGGUUAGCCAGGCUCUACCCCAACAUGAACUUGGAGCUCCAGGGAUCAGUGACCUCUGCCCCGAUCCUGAAUUUCAGCCCUGGGAAUCUGUCUGUGGAGCCCUAUAUGGAGAUAGACGCCUUUGUACUCACGCCCAGCUCCAGCAAGGAGCUUGUCUUUCGGCUCAGUGUGGCCACUAAUGUGUCCACCAUCUUGACCUUCAACACCAGCAAGAUCACUGGGUUCCUGAAGCCAGGAAAGGUAAAAGUGGAACUGAAAGAAUCCAAAGCUGGAGUAUUCAAUGCAGAGCUCUUGGAAGCGCUCCUCAACUACUACAUCCUCAACAACCUCUACCCCAAGUUCAACGAUAAGUUGGCCGAAGGCUUCCUCCUCCCUCUGCUGAAGCAGGUUCAGCUCUACGACCUUGGGCUCCAGAUCCAUAAGAACUUCCUGUUCUUGGGUGCCAACGUCCAUUACAUGAGAGAUUGAGGACAAGAAAGAUGAAGCUUGGAGGCUACAGCUGGGUCUGCAUGUUGCAUUUCCAGCUGUGCGGCACAUCUCGGAGAUUCUUGGAAAAGGACGACAUUUCUGUUCUCAGCUCUGGGGGUGAGGUCCGCCUGGCCUCCGCCUCCACCCUCCCGCUCUUCACCAGAUGCAUGCGUGCCCUCUCUGAGUCUGGACUUUGCUUUCCCCUCCAGGAGGGACCACCCUCCCCACUGACCUGGGAUAUCUUUACAAGCAGGCACUGUAUUUUUUAUUUGCAAUCUGAUCUCCAUGCCUAGCAGAGUGCUGGCACUUAGUAGGUCCUCAAUAAAUAUUUAUUAAAUGAUGAGAUGAAGGAAUCACCUGGUAUUCUAGCUGAACCUCAUCACUGCCCGCCCUCUUCUGGCCUCAGGGGUCUUUGGAUACUCAGCCCCAUCUGUGGUCUCCAAGGCCCCUUUCUCGUCGCUGCUGCUAUAGGAGCCUCAAUGAGAGAAGUAGGGAUUCUGUAUGUCACUUAGCCCUGGACCUGGUGCUGAUGCUCCGUCCCUAAGGCCCUUGUCCUGUCUCAGGCAGGGGCUCACUUCAGCAUCUCUCCCUCCCUCAUUUCUUGCCUGCCAGGGGAGCCAGUGAUCUCCGGGAGCAAAAACUCAGCCUCCCACUGCUUUCCCCCAUUGAAGCAGGUGUAAAUUAGGAGGAAAUGGAUCUGUCUAGGUUUUUGGUCCAACCCCAAUAAAAAGCUCAUCCAACUGUUGUUUAUGAGUCCCAAGCCUGGAGGGAGAGGCCAUGAUUUCUAAUUACUGAACAAUGAGACUUUGAUCAGACUUAAUAAAGAGUUGUUUCCAAGUUA
This is a messenger RNA of Saimiri boliviensis boliviensis (Bolivian squirrel monkey), 2448 nucleotides long. RefSeq names its product lipopolysaccharide binding protein (gene LBP). The record is from RefSeq and is a predicted model, not a curated record. NCBI's taxonomy places the organism in Eukaryota, Metazoa, Chordata, Mammalia, Primates, Cebidae. Gene Ontology annotation, biological process: innate immune response; acute-phase response; defense response to Gram-positive bacterium. Gene Ontology annotation, molecular function: lipopolysaccharide binding.